AUGGCAGUCUGGGGAAGGAGGAACCGACCCAAGUUACUCUUCCUUCUCUUUGGAGCCGCUUUGGCAGGAUAUGUCCUAUUUUUCAGGAACAGCUCCGGAGACGUGAGUGAGGCAAACCGACGAGAGGCCUCUGGAGAGGUUACGAAUGAACAGUUAAAGAAACCCGUCUAUGAGAAGCCCCCACUGGAUUUAAAUGCCUUGGGUGAAAUGGGGAGGGCUGUCAAACUCAAUCUGAAAGGAGAGGAGAAGCUAAAAGAAGAAGAAAGCAUCAAAAAACAUCAGAUAAACAUUUAUGUCAGUGAUAAAGUGUCACUUCACCGCAGGCUGCCAGAGAGAUGGAACCCACUUUGCAGAACACUGAAGUAUGACUACCGGUCCUUGCCAACAACCUCUGUGGUGAUUGCUUUCUACAACGAGGCAUGGUCCACCCUACUGAGGACAAUCCACAGUGUGCUGGAGACGUCCCCCGACAUCCUGCUGAAAGAGGUGGUGCUGGUGGACGACUACAGCGACAGAGCUCACCUAAAGGAGCCAUUGGAGAACUACAUCUCAAAUUUGAGGAAGGUGCGUCUGAUCCGGGCCACGAAGAGAGAGGGAUUAGUGCGGGCCAGGCUGCUAGGGGCAUCCAUUACCACGGGUGAUGUGUUGACCUUUCUGGACUGUCACUGCGAGUGUCAUGAGGGCUGGUUAGAGCCCCUGCUUCACAGGAUCAAAGAGGAGCCAUCAGCUGUGGUGUGUCCUGUCAUUGAUGUGAUAGACUGGAACACCUUUCAGUAUUUAGGGAACUCUGGUGAACCUCAGAUUGGGGGGUUUGAUUGGCGGUUGGUCUUUACCUGGCACACCGUCCCAGACCAAGAGCAGCAACGCCGUCGCUCAGACAUUGAUGUCAUCAGAUCUCCUACUAUGGCAGGUGGUCUGUUUGCUGUGAGCAAGAACUACUUCCAUUAUCUGGGGACGUAUGACACAGGGAUGGAGGUCUGGGGAGGAGAGAAUCUGGAGUUCUCCUUCAGGAUUUGGCAGUGUGGGGGCAGCCUGGAGAUCCACCCAUGCUCCCAUGUGGGUCAUGUGUUUCCCAAAAAGGCCCCUUACUCACGGAGCAAGGCUCUUGCGAACAGCGUGAGAGCUGCUGAGGUCUGGAUGGAUGAAUACAAAGAAGUCUACUACCAUCGAAAUCCCCACGCACGACUGGAGGCUUUUGGAGACGUGACGGAGCGGAAGAAGCUUAGAGAGAAGCUGGGCUGUAAGAACUUCAGGUGGUACCUGGAUAAUGUUUACCCUGAUAUUCACGUCCCCGAGGAUCACCCAGGCAUGUUUGGAAUGCUGAAAAACCGUGGCAAGACCAACUACUGUUUUGACUACAACCCUAAAGAUGAACAUGUGGUGGAGGGCCAAAGAGUCAUCCUCUAUCCGUGCCACGGCAUGGGUCAGAACCAGUUCUUUGAAUACUCCGCGGAUGGUGAGAUCCGCUACAACACCAGGGAACCUGCUGGAUGCAUUGUGGGUGACAACAUCAGCACAUACCUGACUGUCCAGCUGUGCAGAAAGCGAGGGAAACCUUUGCCAGUGGACCAAAAAUUUGUCUUCCGAGAGGAUGGCAGCCUGUACCACGUGACAAGCCAGAAGUGUGUUCAAGCGGUGGAUAAGACCGACAAUGGGACGCCAGCCCCAUCACUCCAACCCUGCUCUGACAGUCUCCACCAAAAGUGGUUCUUUGAGGAGAGAAUGUAAUGGUAUCAUCUUAGCAUAUUCAGUAAUAUUUUAAUUCAAGGUCCAUAUCCUGAGGAGGGAUUUGACUGGAUUGAAUUGCUAAAUGUUUUUUGAUAUGUUUGCCUUGCCCUAAAAGGAGCCCAAAGGAGGAGGCACAUGUGCUCUCCUCCAAACAUCAAUGUUUGCACAUUUUUGUGCCAGCUGGAUUUA
Scomber japonicus (chub mackerel) is the source of this 1917-nucleotide messenger RNA. It is a transcript of the gene galnt12, whose product is annotated as UDP-N-acetyl-alpha-D-galactosamine:polypeptide N-acetylgalactosaminyltransferase 12. The transcript has 10 exons. Gene Ontology annotation, cellular component: Golgi apparatus. Lineage: Eukaryota; Metazoa; Chordata; Actinopteri; Scombriformes; Scombridae. Bases 1 to 1728 code for a protein of 575 amino acids. The record is from RefSeq and is a predicted model, not a curated record.